Messenger RNA from Conger conger (European conger), 2298 nucleotides. Its product is annotated as butyrophilin subfamily 1 member A1-like. Bases 523 to 1278 code for a protein of 251 amino acids. The transcript has 4 exons. NCBI's taxonomy places the organism in Eukaryota, Metazoa, Chordata, Actinopteri, Anguilliformes, Congridae. The record is from RefSeq and is a predicted model, not a curated record.
AGCACACUGUAGAUGACCCUUUAAUUUCUGCUUGCUUCGUUUACACACUUACAAACUUAGAUUAACAUAUCCUCCCAGCACUUCCCACCAGCACCCCCCAGUGAACAUGGCCGUGAGCCUUCUGGAUUUGGAGAAGGCUUACAGUCCGUUACCUGAGGUAUAGUGCUGUGAGAAAGUAUUUGCCCCUUCCUGAUUUCCUCUAUUAUUGCAUAUUUGUCACACUGAAUGAUUUCAGAUCUUUAGACCAAAUGCAGGACCUGGAGUUGAGUAGUGCAGGACUGCAGUGUUGGUCUGUAGCUGGAGCAGGACUGCAGUGUUGGUCUGUAGCUGGUGCAGGACUGCAGUGUUGGUCUGUAGCUGGAGCAGGACUGCAGUGUCUGUCUGUAGCUGGUGCAGGACUGCAGUGUUGGUCUGUAGCUGGAGCAGGACUGCAGUGUCGGUCUGUAGCUGGAGCAGGACUGCAGUGUCGGUCUGUAGCUGGUCCAGCAGUAGUCUUAGUGUGUGCUCUUUCUCUCUGCAGAGAUGUUCCAGCUUCUGGGUCCAGCUGGUCCUGUCAUUGCUGUAGUUGGUGAAGAUGUUGUUCUGCCCACUCACCUCAAACCCAACAUAAGUGCAGAGGAUAUGCGCAUAGAGUGGUUCAGACCGCAGCACAGAGACCCACUGGUGCAUCUCUACCGUCUGGGAGAGAGCAUGAAUGAGUCCCAGAACCCAUCGUACAGCGGAAGGACCGCACUCUUCCCUGAGGAACUGAGGAAGGGCAAUACGUCUCUGAGGCUGGGCAGGGUCCAGGUCUCUGAUGAGGGGCAGUACUCAUGUUACAUUCAGUCCAAGUCUGACAAUAAUUACCGCAUCAUGGUUUCACUGGAAGUAAGAGCUGUAGGAACUGAGCCAGUGAUCUUCAGGGAAGCAGAUGAAGAAGUGGAGGUUGGCCUGCUGUGUGAAUCUAAAGGCUGGUAUCCUCAGCCUGACCUCAUCUGGCAGGACAGUGAGGGUCACAAUCUCACCACUGAGAAACCCGAGAUACUCAGGGACAGCCUGGGCCUCAUUGCCAUAAGAACACGUGUCGUCAUCAAGAGAGAAGGCAGCAGCAGAUUCACCUGUCGAGUUCUGCAGCAGAAGCUCAAUGAGGAAAAGGUGACAGAGUUUUACCUCCAUGAUGAGUGUCAAAGCCGUCCAUGGAGAGCUGCCUUUGCUGUCACUAUGACUGUACUUAUUCUCUUGGGCAUCGUCCAGUGUGUGUUCAUCCAUCGUUGGAAGAAAAGGGAAAUGAAAAGUUGAUCUUUAACAUAAAUAAUAUGAAGCCUUCAGCAUCCCUGAUGGAGUCUGAACACUGAAGUGUUGAAAAUGAACCAUAAACCUGACUCCUGACCCUAAACCUAACCCUAACCUGAUCCUGACUGUUACCCAGUGGUCUUUAAACAGUUUCAAAUGAAAGGUCAAUGGUGGUUGUAGCCACGAUAAGAUUCAUGCAGAUGUUGGGCCCUUGAGCAAUUUCUUAUAGGCCAUGUAAGGCUUUGGGUAAGUUAAGUUGUUUAUUCCUGUUUUCACAAUUGUGUAUACUUGUUCUGUUGUUGCUAGCAUUGUGUUUGCUAAGACAGAUCUAUUGCUACUUUAAUUUAUUUUUCUCAUUGGAUUAAUAUAAGCUUCCUGUUCAUUCCUUGCACCUGGAACUGUACCUUCCUCUAGUGCACUUGUCCCUGGUUAUGGUUAUGCACUUUGAAUGCUGGUUAUUCAGUUUGAAUGCUGGUUAUGCAGUUUGAAUGCUGCUUAUGUAUUUUUUGUGCCAAGCUGUUCCCAGAGGGAAAACAGUGUCUGUCAUUAUAAUUGUUAUUUUUCUGCUAUGACAGUUAUUUGUGUUUAUAUUUUGAGUUAUUUUUGAGCCUGUGCUUGUAGCAUUGUGUCUCCAGUAUGUCUGAUGUUUUAUAAUCAGGCCCUGUGUCUCCAGUAUGUCUGAUGUUUUAUAAUACAGGCCCUGUGUCUCCAGGGUGUCUGAUGUUUUAUAAUACAGGCCCUGUGUCUCCAGUGUGUCUGAUGUUUUAUAAUACAGGCCCUGUGUCUCCAGUGUGUCUGAUGUUUUAUAAUACAGGCCCUGUGUCUCCAGUGUGUCUGAUGUUUUAUAAUACAGGCCCUGUGUCUCCAGUGUGUCUGAUGUUUUAUAAUACAGGCCCUGUGUCUCCAGUAUGUCUGAUGUUUUAUAAUACAGGCCCUGUGUCUCCAGUGUGUCUGAUGUUUUAUAAUACAGGCCCUGUGUCUCCAGUAUGUCCGAUGUUUUAUAAUACAGGCCCUGUGUCUCCAGUA